AAGGAAGGUAUUUUUGAAAAAAUCAGGAUGUACGAUUACCAAGCGGUUUGUUUCAAAAGGAAAGCGACUAAGAACGAUGCCAGUAUUUUACUCACGCCUUGGACAAGCUUAAAGAAAGCUAUUACUUGGAUCGUCGGUCAAAUGACUUGGGUCUGGGUAAAAUCAGGCAUUUGGAAUUCCGACUAUGCAUACGGUUAUGCUGAUCCUAACGAAAAUGACGAUAUGCAGGAGGAUUAUCCGGAGAAUGGCAAAACUCCGAUAGAUCCCAAGGAUGAGAAAUUCUUUAAUAUGAAAGUUUUAAUUAAUAGGACGCGUCCGGAAGCAUGCGAUCAAGAGGUAUACUUAUAUUUGCGCAAUUCGUCCGUAAUAAAUUACAACGUGGAAGUUGAUAUGGAAGACGAAUGCGCAAGACCCUACAUUGUACAACCGGUUAAUUUCAGCAACAUGUUAUUAAUCGUAGUUAACACAGGCACUUGCAGCGACACAACCUUACCAUCGUUAACCGUGAUACCCGAGGAAGUGAUUUACGAAAAUAAUUCUUUGGUUUGUCAAAAGGCGUGGACAUUUUUGAAAAGGAAAAGGCCAGAAUCCUGUAUAAGAACUCAUCCAAGAGAAAGUGAAAUAAAGGAUCUCUGUGGAUUAGCCAGCUUUACAGGGCCAAACAAUUUUAUUAUAUUUUUGUUGCUAACGUGUAUUCUGAUAAGGCAGAUUGUCUUUCGGUGCAAUUAAAUCUUGCUUUUUGAUAAACGAAUAUAUAUAUAUAUAUAUAUAUAUUAUAUAUAUAUCUUACAUCAAAUUAAUGUACAUACAAAGCGCAAAUGUGAAUGAUCAUAGUUUAUUUAUGAAUGUGUGCUCUUCUAUGCGCUCCUGCUCUAAAAUAUUACUAGAAACGACUAUCUAUAAUAAAUCACUAUGAAGAAUUGUUUUAGUAAUUGCAUAAUGAUUCUCACAGCGAGUAGAGUUCCGACACAUAAACGCAAGAUUCCUUCAUUAAACGAUUAACCUACAUAAGAAAUGAAGUACUUUAACACCUACAACGUUAUUAUCAAGAAUUACUCGGCCCGUU
This is a messenger RNA of Polistes canadensis, 1066 nucleotides long. Its product is annotated as voltage-dependent calcium channel subunit alpha-2/delta-3-like. The record is from RefSeq and is a predicted model, not a curated record. The transcript has 3 exons. Lineage: Eukaryota; Metazoa; Arthropoda; Insecta; Hymenoptera; Vespidae. The coding region runs from base 28 to 729 and encodes 233 amino acids.